AUGUCCGAAUCUCAAACUGAAUAUGAUCUUGGUAUCACUUGUGAUAUGCACGUCCAUUUGAGAGAUGGCGAAAUGUGCAAAUUGAUCACUCCUACUGUGAAGGAAGGUGGUAUUUCUGUUGCUUAUGUGAUGCCAAACCUAAGCCCACCGGUUAUUACCUUGGAAAGAGUCCAAGAGUAUAAAUGUACCUUGGAAUCUCUUGCACCAGAAACAACUUUUUUAAUGUCUUUCUAUCUCUGCAAAGAUUUGACGCCUGAAUUGAUCCAUGCAGCAGCAAAAGUUGGUGCUAUUCAAGGCGUGAAAUGUUAUCCUGCUGGUGUGACUACCAACUCGGCGCAAGGUGUGGACCCUAACGAUUUCACAGUGUUUUAUCCAUUGUUUAAGGCCAUGGAAGAAGAGGGCAUCGUGUUGAAUUUACAUGGUGAAAAACCAAGUGUCGCUGGUGAAAAAGAGGAUAUUCAUGUUUUGAAUGCCGAAGAAUCAUUCUUGCCUGCCUUAAAGAAGCUCCACCUUGAUUUCCCAAAGUUGAAGAUCAUUUUGGAACAUUGCACCACUGCUGCCGCCAUCAAGACCAUUGAAGAGAUCAAUGCUGAUGUCAAGGAUCCAUUGGAUGUCAUGGUCGCCGCUACUAUCACCGCGCAUCAUCUUUUCUUGACUAUUGACGAUUGGGCUGGAAAUCCAAUCAAUUUCUGUAAGCCUGUUGCAAAGCUUCCUAGCGAUAAAAGGGCUCUAGUUCAAGCUGCAACAUCCGGGAAACCAUACUUUUUCUUUGGAUCUGAUUCUGCGCCACAUCCGAUAGAAAAUAAAGCUAAACAUGUAGGCGUAUGUGCCGGUGUGUUUUCGCAAUCGCUGGCAAUUCCAUACCUGGCUGAAAUAUUCGAAACUCAAGGAAAACUGGACACUUUAAAGAACUUCGUAAGCGAUGCACCAUUAUCAUUUUAUGCAUUGAAACCAGAAGACAUCAAGUCCAACCAAAACGUUACAGUCUUCAAAAAGACAACUAAUAUCCCAGAAAUAAUCACUGAUGGAAAAGGCCUCAGAGUUGCUCCAUUCAAAGCUGGAGAUGAGUUACACUGGGCUGUCAGAUGGGACUAG
This is a messenger RNA of Kluyveromyces lactis, 1095 nucleotides long. RefSeq names its product dihydroorotase (gene URA4). Gene Ontology annotation, biological process: pyrimidine nucleotide biosynthetic process; 'de novo' pyrimidine nucleobase biosynthetic process. The transcript has a single exon. Gene Ontology annotation, molecular function: dihydroorotase activity. The record is from RefSeq and is a predicted model, not a curated record. Gene Ontology annotation, cellular component: cytoplasm. Bases 1 to 1095 code for a protein of 364 amino acids. Lineage: Eukaryota; Fungi; Ascomycota; Saccharomycetes; Saccharomycetales; Saccharomycetaceae.